This is a messenger RNA of Ochotona princeps (American pika), 4008 nucleotides long. RefSeq names its product hyaluronan synthase 2 (gene HAS2). Gene Ontology annotation, biological process: hyaluronan biosynthetic process; extracellular matrix assembly. Gene Ontology annotation, molecular function: hyaluronan synthase activity. The record is from RefSeq and is a predicted model, not a curated record. Lineage: Eukaryota; Metazoa; Chordata; Mammalia; Lagomorpha; Ochotonidae. The transcript has 4 exons. Bases 534 to 2192 code for a protein of 552 amino acids.
GGCAGCAACAGCGGGGAAGGAGAAGUCAAGACGUCUGGAACGAAUUACCCCAUCCUGGCUUCGAGCAGCCCAUUGAGCCAGGGACCCAAACCAGCCCCACCACACUCUUCUCUCGAUUCUACGCUUCCUGGCUUCUGCCGACCCUUCGCCCGGCUUUUUAAUUUUUUUUAAUACAAAAACCCGGAGAUUUUCCGUUAUCUGGAGGAAAGGGAUUGAAACAGCAGCAACCAAAAAAAAAAUUAUUUUUAAAGCAGGGGUCAUUUUCUUUUUGAAAGAAUUAGAAGACUGCAGUGCCACGAAAGAUAAUAAAUAUUGGUGAAAUUCUCCCUCUCCGGUGGGGAAGCACCCAGUCGUUAAGUCUCCUCCAUCGUUUUUAAAUGUUGUUUUUAGCUUUCUUGUUUUUUCUGGCCGGGCGCCUUAAAUUCAUCUGAUCUUUUUUUAUUACCUCAAUUUUGGACGCUGUCUGCCCCCACCGACCCUCCGGGACCACACAGACAGGCUGAGGACGAAUUUAUGACCGAAAGCUGAACAAGAUGCAUUGUGAGAGGUUUAUAUGCAUCCUGAGAAUAAUUGGAACCACACUUUUUGGAGUCUCUCUCCUUUUGGGAAUCACAGCUGCUUAUAUUGUUGGCUACCAGUUUAUCCAAACGGAUAAUUAUUAUUUCUCCUUUGGACUGUAUGGUGCCUUUUUAGCAUCCCACCUCAUCAUCCAAAGCCUGUUUGCCUUUUUGGAGCAUCGAAAAAUGAAAAAAUCCCUAGAAACCCCCAUUAAGCUGAACAAAACAGUUGCUCUUUGCAUCGCUGCCUAUCAAGAAGACCCAGACUACUUAAGGAAAUGUUUACAAUCUGUGAAAAGGCUGACCUACCCUGGGAUUAAGGUUGUCAUGGUCAUUGAUGGGAACUCCGAAGAUGAUGUUUACAUGAUGGACAUCUUCAGUGAAAUCAUGGGCAGGGAAACAUCAGCCACUUACAUCUGGAAGAACAACUUCCACGAAAAGGGGCCUGGGGAGACGGAUGAGUCACAUAAAGAAAGCUCUCAACAUGUAACCCAGUUGGUCCUGUCCAACAAAAGUGUGUGCAUCAUGCAGAAGUGGGGUGGAAAAAGAGAAGUCAUGUAUACAGCCUUCAGAGCAUUGGGACGAAGUGUGGAUUAUGUGCAGGUUUGUGAUUCAGAUACCAUGCUUGACCCUGCUUCUUCUGUGGAGAUGGUCAAAGUUUUGGAAGAAGAUCCCAUGGUUGGAGGUGUUGGGGGAGAUGUCCAGAUUUUAAACAAGUAUGAUUCCUGGAUCUCCUUCCUCAGCAGUGUGAGAUACUGGAUGGCUUUUAAUAUAGAAAGGGCUUGUCAGUCUUAUUUUGGGUGUGUUCAGUGCAUUAGUGGACCUCUGGGAAUGUACAGGAACUCCUUACUGCAUGAGUUUGUGGAAGACUGGUACAAUCAGGAAUUUAUGGGCAACCAGUGUAGCUUUGGCGAUGACAGGCAUCUGACAAACCGGGUGCUGAGUCUGGGCUAUGCAACAAAAUACACAGCUCGAUCCAAGUGCCUUACUGAAACGCCUAUAGAAUAUCUCAGAUGGUUGAACCAGCAGACCCGUUGGAGCAAGUCCUACUUCCGAGAGUGGCUGUAUAAUGCAAUGUGGUUUCAUAAACAUCACUUGUGGAUGACCUAUGAAGCAGUUAUCACUGGAUUCUUCCCAUUCUUUCUAAUUGCCACAGUAAUCCAGCUCUUCUACCGUGGUAAAAUUUGGAACAUCCUCCUCUUCUUGUUAACUGUCCAGCUAGUCGGUCUCAUAAAAUCAUCUUUUGCCAGUUGCCUUAGAGGAAAUAUCGUCAUGGUCUUCAUGUCCCUCUACUCAGUGUUAUACAUGUCAAGUUUACUUCCCGCCAAGAUGUUUGCAAUUGCCACAAUAAACAAAGCUGGGUGGGGCACAUCUGGAAGGAAAACCAUUGUUGUUAAUUUCAUAGGACUCAUUCCAGUAUCAGUUUGGUUUACAAUUCUCCUGGGUGGUGUGAUUUUCACCAUUUAUAAGGAAUCUAAAAAGCCAUUUUCAGAAUCCAAACAGACAGUUUUGAUUGUUGGAACGUUGGUCUAUGCAUGCUAUUGGGUCAUGCUCUUGACGCUGUAUGUGGUUCUCAUCAAUAAGUGUGGUCGGCGGAAGAAGGGACAACAGUAUGACAUGGUGCUUGACGUAUGAUCUUGCAUUGAUGGAUAUUUGCAAUCACAAGCGCAGACACACACAACACCUUAGUUCCUCAAGGGGCUGAACAAUUCGGUGGCAUUAGAUGAUGCCACCAAAGGAGACGUAUCAGUGCUGCUGGGACUUGAACAAAGACAUUUCUAUGGGUUUAUUUUGAUUCUGCCAAAGUAAAAUGAGACAACGAGAGGAAGAAACUCAGAUUUAACCUGUUAUUUCUAUGAAAAUGGGAGGAAUUGUUUGUUUAUGCACUUUUUCCCUACGGUGCAUCCACCUGACAGUGUUUUGCUCUAUAUACCUCACUAGCCAUGCUUUAGGUGGGUUAUCAUGGAAGAAAAGGAUUUUGGAAACUCAAGGAAAUGUUCUUUCAACCUAUACAGCCUAACUUAUGAACAGUUAUGAUUGCUAAUAUUUUAGGAAGUGUUUUCUCUUUUAACUCUACCAAAUGAAAUGCCAAAGGAAAUUACAAAGGCUGUUGGCUGUGCUGUAUUUUGAUAUGAUAGUACUGUGUUUUAAAUUUUUGUAUACCAAUUUUUAAAACAAAUUUUGCAUAUUCUAUAUUUUACUUCUCUUCCAAAAUACACCUGAUCUUCAUUUUUUAAUAAAAUAGAUUCUGAAAAAAAAUCAUACUUAAAAAAACCUGCCCAAAAUGUGAAGCUUGGUUGACUGAUUUUCAUAAUAGAAAGAAUAAAAUGUUUCUCUCUCUCUACCUUUUAAAAUGGAAUAGUUUAUUUCUGUGAAAAAGUAUUUAAACUUCCAAUAUUUUUGACUUUUGAUUUUUCAGUUCUUUUUGAAAAGGACCAUGUACCUGUCACAAUUUGGGAGUGAAAAUACACACUUGCAUGUGUGCAAAACAAUGUCAUUGAAAAUCAAGGCCAAAGGGGUAGAAGAGUGCAAUUUUUUCCUAAGUUGGAAACACAGGAAUGCUAGUCCCCAAGAGACAAUGCUGGACAUGCAGCACUGGGGAAUCCUUGGAUAAUCUGUGAAGAUUCUGGCAGUGAUUUUCCAAAGGGAAAUGGAAGUCGAAAACUUAUCUGUAUAGUUUGGACAAACACAGUGUAGGUCAUUAUAAGUUUCAUUCUCUGGCCUGAAUUCACUGAAUCCCAUCAUAUAUUGAACAUGUUUCACCUGUUUUUUUUUUUUUCUGUUGUUCUUCAACUUGAUUGUUUACAUGUUUAUGUGUUAUUUACAUGAAUGAAUUAGAUACCUUAUAAUAUAAAGAUAAAACACAGCUUCAAAAUGGUCAGUUUCAAGCUCCAAAUGUUCUCUUUUACUUUCAAGGAGUUUUACAUCCAAAAUUAUACAGAUAAUUUUUCAUUAUUCUUGGCCUCCACAAAAAUGUCUACACACUAGAAAAAUAUCAAAGCUAAGCAAACAUGUCAAGAAAAUGAACAAAUCAGAUACUCUGAAUAUUAAAUCAUCAUCCAGCAUGACUUUGUAAAUGUUUGCUCUUGUAGCUGGUGUUGUGUAGACCUGUGUUGCAAGCAACCAUCCCAGUGCAUGGAUAGUUCCAAAGCAUUGCUCUGAAGCAGAGACACAUGUUGCAAUGUUCAACUGUGGGUUUCCUUCCGUCUGCUUCCUUCCCAUGUAGACAUCUGUGUUACAACCAUCCUGCCUAAGAAAAAGCUGCACAUUCUACCUUCAGAGAACACCCAGGGUACAUAGGAUCCUUAGACUCACAGAAUGGAGAGCUUGUGGGAAACAAACAUACCAUGCCAAUAAGACUAAAACUUGACUUUGACUUUUUAACUAUUUAUGUUCUAAGUUAAGCUUUGAUAACAUUCAAAUGUCAAAAUCUCUCAUUCUUAUAAAAUUG